This is a messenger RNA of Necator americanus (New World hookworm), 327 nucleotides long. RefSeq lists its product as uncharacterized. Bases 1 to 327 code for a protein of 108 amino acids. The transcript is spliced from 3 exons. The record is from RefSeq and is a predicted model, not a curated record. NCBI's taxonomy places the organism in Eukaryota, Metazoa, Nematoda, Chromadorea, Rhabditida, Ancylostomatidae.
AUGAAAGCAACACUUUUGCUUAUUGCAAUUGAAAUAUAUGUUGCGCUCGGAAAUGUCGAUCAGGUGUACUGGAAGUAUCGUUUACUCGGUUACCAUUAUGCGAUGAUGGCUGAAAGAAGAAACGGUGUGACGUUCGCAGAAGCUCGUGCGCAUUGUCAACGAUAUGGCUCAGAACUGGCUUCUAUACACAAUAAAGCCACUUUUGAUUUCGUAAGAGCUGGUACGAGGAAUGUGGUCACCUUGAUCACCUUGACUCCCGUUGAUCUUCGAACUGGUCGAGCAGGAGCCAGUAAUUCUUCCAUUUGUCCCGAUCGCGUGCCAGAGUAA